Messenger RNA from Coffea arabica (coffee), 777 nucleotides. RefSeq lists its product as uncharacterized. The record is from RefSeq and is a predicted model, not a curated record. Gene Ontology annotation, molecular function: zinc ion binding. NCBI's taxonomy places the organism in Eukaryota, Viridiplantae, Streptophyta, Magnoliopsida, Gentianales, Rubiaceae.
AUGUGUGAGAGCUUCAAUCAAUACAUUAAGGAUGCUAGGGAAGAGCCUAUUUUGACUAUGUUUGAGGCCAUUCGAAGACAGAUUAUGUGCAGAUUUCAAGAAAAAAGAGACUGGAUUCAGAAGGUGAAGUCUCAUAUUUGUCCGAGGAUCUGUCAGAAAAUUGAAGAGAGGAAAAAACAGGUAGCUCAGUUUGAUGCACUUGUGUCUACAAGAGAGGUGUAUGAGGUGACUGGUAUAGUAGGAACUUUUGCUGUUAAUGCAGUUCAAAGGUCUUGCACAUGUAAUGAGUGGGAUAUGACAGGAAUUCCAUGUGUCCAUGCAUGUGCUGGACUUGUGCAAGACAACAAAGAUCCAUAUGCAUAUGUUGAUAAUUGCUACUCAGUAGAAACAUAUGUAAAGGCAUAUGCUGGUGUUAUUAUGCCUAUGCCAGACCAAACAAAUUGGGUGAAUGCUAGCAGUGAUACAUUACUCCCACCUCGUAAGAAGAUAGCUCCAGGCAGGCCUAAGAAAGUUAGAAAAAAGGCUCUAUUGGAGGACUUACAUGUUGGAAAACUAUCUAAAGUAGGGCUGCCAAUUCACUGCAGUCACUGUGGUCAUACUGACCACAAUGCCAGAAGUUGCAAGGUCACUGGUUGUUCAUUUGUGAGGCAAAGAAAAUCAGUGACUGCACAGGGCCUACUAAACGAGGGAGAGGAGCUGGUAGAGGCCACUCUACAAAUGCUGAUGCUGAUGUUGAGAGAAAUACUGAUGCUGAUGUUGUGCAAAAUGCUGAUGUGA